Seriola aureovittata is the source of this 1967-nucleotide messenger RNA. It is a transcript of the gene gpat3, whose product is annotated as glycerol-3-phosphate acyltransferase 3. Gene Ontology annotation, biological process: triglyceride biosynthetic process. Gene Ontology annotation, molecular function: glycerol-3-phosphate O-acyltransferase activity. Gene Ontology annotation, cellular component: endoplasmic reticulum. The record is from RefSeq and is a predicted model, not a curated record. The transcript has 13 exons. NCBI's taxonomy places the organism in Eukaryota, Metazoa, Chordata, Actinopteri, Carangiformes, Carangidae. Bases 173 to 1504 code for a protein of 443 amino acids.
AGGAAGGGGCGGGGCCUCACCAGCCCACUGACUCGGCUUUACUCUGGAAAACCAGACAAACUGUCUCUGUGGCUUCAGGACGUUUUAUUUUCCUCUGUGAACCGUCUCUUCGACUUUCAGAUGAUGACGUGACCUCGGGGCUGCAGAGCGGUGGCCGCCUCAGCUGUCAGUGAUGGAGGACGUCUGGUCUGUGGCCGUGGGAGUUUUCCAGGUGUGGAUGUUUGUGGUGGUCUUCUUCAUCAUGCUGCCCGCCAUGUUUGGCCUCUCCCUGGGGGUCACCGGGGUCUACAUCCAGAUCCUGGUCAAAAUCCUGGAGUGGGCCACGCUACGAAUCCAGAGAGGACGGCAGGAGCAGCCCAGCGUGCCUGUCCCUCUGCCCAACGGGAUCAUCGAGCGAGCGGGGGGCUCGAUGGAGGAGGAGAUGGGGCAGCUGCGGAGCUCUCGCUCUCUGGCGGGGGGCGAGUUUUCUCUGAGCGACGCCUUCUAUUUCUACAAGAAGGGUCUGGAGAGCAUCGCGGACGAUCAGGUGACCCAGCGCUUCUCCUCCGAGGAGCUGGCUACCUGGAACCUCCUCACCCGCACCAACCAGAACUUCCGCUACAUCAGCCUCCGCCUCACCGUCAUCUGGGGUGUCGGCGUCUUCGUACGGUACUGCGUCCUCUUCCCCCUCAGGAUCACUCUGGCCAUCAUCGGCCUGUCGUGGCUCGUGAUCGGGACCACGCUGGUUGGGUUUUUACCUGAGAGCAGUGCGAAGAACUGGCUGAGUGAAGUGGUCCAUCUGACCUGCUACAGGAUCUGUGCCAGAGGACUGUCAGCCACCGUCCACUACCACAACAAAGAGAACAGACCUCAGAAAGGAGGAAUCUGUGUUGCUAAUCACACCACACCCAUCGAUGUGGUGAUUCUGGCCAAUGACGGCUGCUACGCCAUGGUGGGUCAGAUCCACGGUGGUCUGAUGGGGGUCAUCCAGAGGUCGAUGGUCAGGUCCUGUCCUCACGUUUGGUUCGAGAGGUCGGAGAUGAAAGACCGCCACGCUGUGACCAGCAGACUCAGAGCGCACGUCGCCGCGAAGACCAAACUACCCAUCCUCAUCUUCCCUGAAGGAACUUGUAUCAACAACACGUCGGUCAUGAUGUUUAAGAAGGGAAGCUUCGAGAUCGGAGGGACCAUUUACCCCGUCGCAAUAAAGUACGACCCUCGCUUCGGUGACGCCUUCUGGAACAGCGGGAAAUUCAACAUGGUCAGUUACCUGCUGCGGAUGAUGACCAGCUGGGCCAUCGUGGUCAACGUGUGGUACCUGCCCCCCAUGACCAUACAGGACGGGGAAGACGCAGCUCAGUUUGCCAACAGAGUGAAAUCUGCCAUCGCCCACCAGGGGGGGCUGCUGGACCUGGCCUGGGACGGAGGACUGAAGAGAGGGAAGGUGAAGGACUCGUUUAAAGAGGAGCAGCAGAAGAUGUACAGCAGCAUCAUCGUAGGAGUCAACAACACAGAGGAGGAGUGACAUCAUCACCAUCAUCAUCAUCGUUAUCGUCAUCAUCACUGUGAUGUGUGAACGCCUCAUAUCCAGAAGCUGGAUCUCCAGGAAGCCUCAGAUACAGCAGCUGAUCAUCAAUCAAUCAAUCGAUCAAUAAGAGACUGUAUCAACUCUUAAAGUCUUAUUCUACAUUUUUAUAACAUGGUGUGUGUGUUUGCGUGUGUGUGUGUGUUUGUGUGUGUGUGUAUAGGUGUGUGUGUGUGUGUGUGUGUGUGUGUGUGUGUGUGUGUGUGUGUUGUGUGUGUGUGUGUGUGUGCGUGUAGGUGUGUGUGUGUGUGUGUGUGUGUGUGUGUGUGUGUGUAGUGGUGCACUUGCACCAGCAGGAGGCAGUGUAACACAACACAAUAUGAACUGUUGGUUUCUUCAGCUGUGAUCAAUAUUCUGUUAUUAUCUGUCAGUGUGUGUGUUUUAUAAACCAGACGGACUCAGA